GGCCUGAAGAUUUCCUUUUUAAUUACAGUGCUGAAGAUACAACACGAAAACACUUGAUAUCUCAUGUUAGCUGGAAUGAACAGAGCCAGACUUCAAACUAUAAUAAGACAUGCGCCAGCAAGAAAAGCUAAAAGGGACGCAACGAAAUGGAAAGAACACAAAACAUAAACCACAAGAAUCCCAGCCAGAUGACUCGGAUGAGUAUUCCAAGAGUGAGGAAUCUGAUGAAGUCACAAGUUUUGAUGAAAGUGAUGGAGAGGAAGAGCAGUCAAGUGAAAGGAGUGUAGAAGAUGAAGAGGAAGAGCAGUCAAGUGAAAGGAGUGUAGAAGAUGAAGAGCAGUCAAGUGAAGGAAGCGAUUGUGCAGGGUACGAGUAUACAACUGAUGAAGAAGACAACGAUCCCAGUGGUGAGCAAGACAGCGAGUCUGAUGAGGAGGAUAAAGAAGGUAGCGAAAGUAGCGAGGAGAGCAGCAGGCAGCCAGAACAGCAAGGCCCUAAAGAGCAGCGCUCGAAGCAGAAUCCCAAGGAGUCCAGACGGAAGAAAGAUCUCGGUAACCAAACACAGCUGCAUAAACGCGAGCGCAAGAAAUCUCAAGGAAAGACUCCAUCGCCUGCAAAACCUGCAGAGAAGUUGAGGACAAACCAAGAUAUUCCAAGACAAAAAGGAACACCGCCACAAUCUACUAGACCGGCGAAGAAACCAUCAACUUCAGGGACUGCCACAGAAAUUAGAGACACUCGAGGGGAGAAAGGCAAAACCAAGCAAGCAGGGAAGCCUAAACAAGAGAGGAUAACGAAAAGGCCGAAAUCUGGAGAGACAAGAGACCCGAGAGUUUUUAGCAAAGAAGAUUGUGAUUAUAGCAACGACAAUUACCGGACUCCACAUAAAUCUGACAUCAGGAAAGAGAAUCCAUCAAGAUUUGAGAAUAGGCCACCUGACCAAGACGAACUGCACCGUCAACAAGACUUCCGGCGCGGGGAAAGGAGGGCGGCCGCGCGGGGCAAGGGCACUCCUGAGAGGGACAAGCAGGACAGAGGCAGAACCCCCCAGAGCGGCCGCCUGGCGUCGGAGGCGGUGGCCCGCCGCUGCCAGCCGGAGGCCAGGCGCAGGAGGACGAAGGACAUUUGGCUGAACAGCGCCGGCCAGGUUUGCCGAGACCGAAAUACGGAGGGUCAGCCGAAAUCUACUGCUCACAAGACGAGGAGAAAUUUGGAUAAAUGUGGAAAGAAGCUACAUGCAUAUGAUUUGGUGGAGAUCAUGGUACAGGAAGAAGACCUCAACAGCAACAUAAGAGAGGUGAUAAGAGAGAGGAAUGUAGGGCCUGAAGAUGUACAGCGGGUAUUAAAUAACAACGCGGAUAUUUUCCAUAUCAAGAGCGAUGGGUUUUGCCUUAAGUUAAAACUAUGCACUGGACAUUUGGGUAGCAAAGGGUGCAAGAAUAGACGAGAUUGCAUAGAUAUGCACAUCUGUCAGAAUUUCCUAAAAGGGAUUUGCAGGUAUAGAAGCUGUGGUUUAGGUCACAACUUAACUACAGGACAUAAUUCGAAAGUUCUUCAGAAGUUCUUCCUUAAUAGACUCGGAAGUGAUACUCUGCUAAGAGUGCUUUCCAAAAAUAUUCCAAAGAUUACCAGCAAUUCCCACAAAGGAAGUGCAGAUCAGGGAAUAAGAGACAGCUCUCCAGAUCAGAAGCCCCUCGAGACCAGUGAAUCUGAUGUUACUCCUCCGAGUGGAGACGAUGAUGAGUCUGAUGCCGAUUGCUUAAGUGGAGGCAGAGUUGAGCGGAAGAAGCGUUCUCCAAACGAAAAGAAAACACAUAUCCAGAGUGUAUGGUCCUCAGAUUCUGAUGGAGACGUAGGGAUCCCAGAAAUCUGCUAUGAUUCGGUUGAAGGGAUAUGUACAAGAUUAGAUAUAGAUUGCGAGAGACUUCAUUCGUUUCAGCAUUUUUACUGGCAGAUUAGCAGAGACAAGAGCAAAUGGUUCAACCUACAUCCUCAGCUUGUGUCUUGUUUAGAAAAGUCCUAUUGCGAUGUCUCUAAAGAUGGUGUUACUUUACCUAAGCUGAAAGAAACUGAUCUUCAAUCAGGUCAUACAGGCGCUGUGAAAAUCCUUUCCCGCGAUGAAUGGACAUCAGACUUUCAAUCAAUGACUCUUGUGAAUUCCUCUCACAAAGUUUGUGCCCAUCUCCGCAGGCUGUGCUCACAGAAGACAGCCAGCGUGAAAGCAAAUACUUUCCGUUGGUAUUACAGGGACGAUGACCAGAAGUGGGUUCCCUAUGAUAACAGUGAAGAAAAAGGACAACACAUCACAAAUAUUUCAGAAGAAAUCGAAAAACACUACUUGGCUAAACCUAGCACCCCUUUCAAUGUCAAAAACCAAAGGUUCAACUACGUCCUUGACUUUCAGAGGAUGUUCCAAAUAAAUGCAAUCACCAACAAGAGGCGUGACAUAAGGAGGCGUCCUCUAGAACAUCUAUGCGAUACUUCACAUCGAUCUUUGUCACCAGUAGAUACUCAAAAUCAAUCUUUGUUACCAGUAGAUACUCAAAAUCAGUCUUUGUUACCAAGAGAUUGGGAAGAUAUGCAACCCAAAGAACGCGUGCGCCUUGUGGAUUUAGACCCAAAAUCUAAAGAGUAUAGAAAUGUUAUUAUCCUCUUGGGAAACGACACUUAUAAAGCUAAAGUCCAAAAAAUUCAGCGAAAUCAGAAUCCAUAUUUAUGGAAGGCUUUUCAAAUUAAGAAGGAGGAAAUGAUCUUACAGUAUGGAGAUGAAGCCAGUGUGAAAAUGACAGACCUGUUUCAUGGCACUAAGCCAGACAUCGUGAACACAAUCUGUAAAGAGAACUUUGACUUCCGACUGCAUGGUGAAAGUACAGGGCACAUCUGGGGAAAGGGGUCAUAUUUUGGCAAUGAUAUUACCUUUUGCUACCGUUACUGUAGGCCUGACUCAACAGGAUUGAGAUACUUAUUUGUUGCUAAAGUUCUAGUAGGAGCCAUAGUACUUGGUGAAAAAGAUUUAAGGAGGCCUCCUUUGAACACAGCAACAAACAAUCUCUUUGACACAACUGUAGAUAAUGAGACACACCCAACCAUAUUUGUAAAGUAUGAUAAACAGGAAUACUAUCCAGAAUAUAUUAUAACAAUGGCAUAGAUUACUGCAUCUGUUAAAAUUUGUACAAACAGUAUAAGAUUACGUAGUUAUCCAAACGUCUGACCAAAAUUACAGAAAGGGUAAUACAGAUAAUGAAAUUAUAUCUGUAUACAUAUCUGCAUCUAUCUGUAUGUAUGUGUAUAGAUAUACAUACUGUGUAUUUAUUUAUUUAUAUAUAGGCUGGAACAGUGACAGACCCUCUGUGUGUAUGUGUGUGUGUGUGUGUGUGUGUGUGUGUGUGUG
Penaeus indicus is the source of this 3391-nucleotide messenger RNA. RefSeq lists its product as uncharacterized. The transcript has 10 exons. Gene Ontology annotation, molecular function: NAD+ poly-ADP-ribosyltransferase activity; NAD+-protein mono-ADP-ribosyltransferase activity. The record is from RefSeq and is a predicted model, not a curated record. Lineage: Eukaryota; Metazoa; Arthropoda; Malacostraca; Decapoda; Penaeidae. Gene Ontology annotation, cellular component: nucleus. The coding region runs from base 110 to 3148 and encodes 1012 amino acids.